Molecule: messenger RNA, 15975 nt
Organism: Caenorhabditis auriculariae
Lineage: Eukaryota; Metazoa; Nematoda; Chromadorea; Rhabditida; Rhabditidae
Source: the annotation of a GenBank genome assembly
AUGGAGGGAGAGAAGCCGCGCCGACGUCUCCCGCGGACGCCGUCGCCUGACAACGAAUCCGGCCAUCGGCCUCUCCACGCUGUCCAUAGUGCAGAUCCCAGCGUCCUCUCUUCUUUCAAGUAAGUUGCUAGUUUUGAAAUAGGUUUAUAUUGGACAUAAAUCCUCAAAUAUUGAAUUUCCUUGAUUACUUUCUUAUUUGCUUUUCUACUCAUGGAUCAAAAUAAUUGCGCCUCGAAGAAAUUCGGUUCAGUUUUUGAAGUUUGAAUACAAAUUUCCAUUUUUUCGAACUCUUCUACUUUGGAAUUUCAUAGUGAUCAGUAUAGGGAUAAAAUCGAGGUGGUCCCUAUAGGGGUCUUUGAAUUUCUUUCAAAAAAAAAAAACGUUUGUUGCUUGAUUUUUUUGCAUACAGUUCAUGGAAAUUAUCGACUAGCAUGUCCUCUAUAGGGGCCACUAACUAAAACCCCUAUAGGGACCAUUUUUGCAAGUUUAAGUGGCCCCUAUAGGGGUUGGUAAAGUGGUUUUAGAAGUAAGUCUCCAAGGGCCACUAAGAUUGCCCCUAUAGGGACCACUCUGGAGAUUUUAAGUAUAUUUCUUCCCAUCCAAUAUAAGCUUCGAAGUUUUUCAGAAAAUUAUUUUUUUUUUCUACGUUUUUCACGGACUUUGUACUGAAUCGUGUCAGCAUCCAAAGCACCUAUCUACAAGUAUUUGACUGUCCCGCCUUCUAUUUUGAGAGGACUUUUGCCGUUGAGAAAGAGCCCGGCAAAUGGCGUUCGGAUAAUUGAAGGCGGUGCGUGACAAGUUGUCGAAGGAAACAUGCGGAGACGUUAAUUACGCUUGUCGGCGACAGAUUUGGCCAAUCACCUAUCCUUCGAGCCGCGCCGACUCGUCGAACGUCUUCACCCUUUAUCCUUCUUGUAUUCCUCGUCGUCGUCCUUCUUCGGAGAAUCGCCAUGAAGUGAGCUCAUCUUCUUUCAAUUUCAUUGGUAUCCUACAAGUUCUGCGUUCACUCUCGAUACAAAGGAAGGAGAAAUGGAGGCGGAAUUCAGUAGGCCAUCAAUCAUUUGGAAAGCAACACAUUUGCUGCAACAAAAAUUUCGUAUUUAUUGCUUUUCGCUUGGAAAUAGCUAAAAGUGGCAGAAAUCUCACAUCGGCUUCGAAGGGGUUCAAAAAUGCUCGGCCUAAGGAGUUCCAGAGGGGUCCCUAUAGGCGAAAAAUCAAGGUUUCGCUUAUUUAUAAAAGUUGGUAAAGUGGAUCCUAGAGGGGACCCUCCAAGGCCCUUGAAGUUGCCCCUAUAGUGGGCACUGUAGAGUUCCUAAGACGAUUAUUUGAUCCCAAAAGUCUUUUGACACUAUUUCAGCCAAUAUUUAAUUCAAUGUCUUCUUCAAUUAUUUCGUAUCGAACAUAUAAAAUUUAGUACUCAGGAACUCCAGAGUGAUCCCUAUAGGGGCAACCUUAGGAGCUCUUGGAGGGAACACUUUACCAACCCCUAUUGGGGUCACUGAAGCUUGCAAAACUGGCCCCUAUAGUGAACAUUCUACUCGAUAAUUGUUAUGAACUCUGAGAAAGCAUUUUCAUGGGAAAAGCUGAAAAUAAGUGUUUCUUGAAUGAAAUUGAACGACCCUUAUAGGGUCCACUUGAGCUUUAAUUGCUGAGAGGUUAGACCCUAAUAUCCUAUAGAAAUCACCUUAAUUUCACCCCUAUAUGGACCACUUUUCCAGUUCCUAUAGGGGUUGUUUUUUAAAAAUUUCUGAAGCCAUGCGGGAGGUGUUUUUGGAAUUUCUGCUAUAUCCAGCUAAAUAUUUUCAAUCAACUAUAACAUGCGGUGUUGAUGGAAAGUUUUCGAAAAAAUAAUGGGGGUGGGCAAGCGAAAAUGAUCAGCUCAUGUGUUUGCUGAUCUGUCACAGAUUGGAGUUGUGAUGAAAACGAGAAGCUAGAUGAAAAUAGGACACCUUUUUUUUGUUAUGUGUUCGAUUGGGCAGCCGCUCUCGGGCAAAAACGUCGAAAACGUAAAGCGAAAAGCAAUAGCGAAAAGUAGUCAACUGUAGUUUUGCGUGGAAAACCUCGCCGUUCACCUGAGAGGUGGCGCCUCGACGAAACGGCGAGGCUAAAAUCGUAUAUGGCGGAACGGGGAACGCAUGGAAAAACGAGCCGACGUUACUAUUACAUCGUCGGCUCCGCAGCCACCUGUUUCCUACCGCCGCCCGAGGUGUUUCUCGCAAAUCCGCCGCUUUUUUGCGUUUGUCGGUGUCUGCCGACUGACAGCUCGCUUGUCUUUGAUCAACUCCGUUGUUAAUUGCCCUCGAAACCGCUGGUCAGCGACUGACGGAUGUUGCUCAGCUGACCGUCAAGUCCAGGUCGCACUCUCUUGUCUAGCGCGUUCGGUUUUCUUUGCAAAUUCGUUUAUAGUCUAGUCAAGUUACAUAAAUGUCCCAUCAGAUUUUGAUUCAUAGGCGGUUCAUAUCAAAGCUUGUUCAAGCCUUCCGUCACUUUCUAACCAACUUUUUCGGAUUUUAAAACUAACGAUACAAAAGUUAAGAAUCAGAUUUCGAGCUCGGUUUCGAAAAUUACAAUAAAAAGAAUGACAAACAGUAACCUUCUCCUUCUCGAGAAAAAACUCAUCAAAAACAGAAUUAUUUGCAAGUCCACGUUUCAACCGUAUAACUCCAAGGCUUCAAAUUAGUCCCUCACCUCUAGCAAUAACGAAAAUUAGACCCACUGCACCAAUAUUUUUCUCUACCUUAAAAAACAGAUCUGAAGACAGCCAAGCCGUCAAUUUUAAAUCCGAAACAGCGUUAGUUUAUGAAUUUCUAUCCUCAUCUCAUUGAACUCAAAAUAGUUCCUUAAUUGAUUUGAAUCAGAAGCUGACUUCUUCACAUUACAGUAAUUAUUAGGUCUUUUAACAUUGACCAUUAUUAGAUCUCUAUAAUGGAACGUAUUUCUAUCAAAAAGAGGGGCAAGAAAUACUGGAAUUAUCCAGUGGAAGCGACAGAAAUGGGCUGAGCGGUCCUAGAAGACUCCGAAUUUUUUCGAUAAGUUUUCUCUGUUCGACUGAAAAUUUCUUAACUAACUCUCUACUUAAGAAAUUUUUAUUUCCUAUUGAAAGUUAAGAGAACCGUUUGCACCUCUGAUUGGAUUUUAUUUUUGUCCUUACAUAGGCAAAGUUGGAAGAACCCUUUGAGCGUCCGUUAUGGAUGCAAAGGUUUCCAUUAAUUUUUCCCAAACGGGUGGCAACGGUUUCCUUUCCACUGCCUUUUUCCGUCUUUCCAUCGGCAGUUAUCCACCCUUUUUGGACCCUUUUGAGAAAAAUGUUUUAAUUGAGAAUAAUUUUUACCAGUGAUUGUGUAUGAACCAAAAUGUGCUGAAGUAAUAAAAUCGGAAAUAAUCAAUAGCAGAUAUUUUCGGAACCCUUUUGCACCCUCACUCUUUUUUCACCCUUCUUGCGGCCUUUCCCUUUUUUCACCCUUUUUUGACGCUUUUUAGCCCACCAAGAGAGAAAGGCUCAACAAAGGCCGCAAAACGGAACCAUCUUAGCGGCCAUUUUGCACCCGUUUUCCGCACUUUCGACUUUGGCAGUGUUAUCAAUCUGAACUUUAGCGUCUCGUUUCUUUCUUUAGAAACAGUUUGGUCAAGUCAAACGCGGAACAACUCAAAGAAGGAUUUCAAUCUGACUAAAUUGACGUGUUUCGAAACUGUCACUUCCAUCUCCUCCAUUCUAUUAUAAUGCAAAAGUUUGCCACUUUUCUCAGUUUCCGCUUCACUUUCUCUUCUUGGUUAGCUGUAGAUACAUAUGUUUCUUUGAAAAGUGAUGAAAGUUGGCUCCAGCACUGGAAAUCAGUCAUGCGAUGUUGUUUGCUUUUGUUUACAUAGAGAAAAAAGGCGGAAGAAACGGCCGCGCACCUGGACGAAUCCUUGUUUUUGGCCGCCAGCUGUUUUCCAGCUCCACAGCUUGUUAAUCAUUGGAGGAUUGAGUGGUCCGAGGCAACAACGGUUUGCAAAAAAAUGGGUUUUGCAAUUUUCCAACCAAAAAGCAAUGUUUUUGUUGGUUUUGAGACAUUUCUGCUUUCCGAAAAACAAGGAGAGCUCUUAAAUUGAGUUAUAACGUCAUUUUUUUUAGUGUUAGUGGAACUUAGCCUUGUUCUUUGGAAAGGUGAGCUUCCUGAAAUUUUCUACAAAAGCAGUAAAUUUUUUUUCUUUUUUGUAUUGUGAUAUUUUUUAUUCACAUCCCCUACAACGCGAAAAAAGGUCAAAUAUUUUGAGGAUACAUCUUAGGAACUCUAGAGUGGUCCCUAUAGGGGUCAGAAGAAAAAAACAGCCCCCAAAAGGAACAAAAAGUGGUCCCUAUAGGGAUAAAGUUCAGGUGGUCCCUAAAAGUUUUUAGGGCCACACUUCUUAGCCCCUGAAGCUCAAAUGGCCCCUAUAGAGGUUUGGGAAAGAAAAAGUCCCUAUAUUUAACUUAAACCCAUAAAGGGACCACCACCAUGACCUCUAUAAGGGCCUCUAACUUAAACCCCUAUAGGGGCCACUACCAUGGCCUCUAUAGGAACCACUAGCACGACCGCCAUAGAAGCCACUAACUGAAACCCCUUUAGGGACCACUUUUACGAGCUUUUGGGGUCCCUAUAUGGGUCAGUAAAGUGUCCCCUAGAGGGAACCUUCCAAUGACCCCUAAAGCUGCCCCUGUCGACUUCUUAAGUCGUAAACUAUAACUCUCGAAGCAACUUACUUUCCCACGCGCCGUUCUGAUGACAUCACUUUUUUAAAGUUGCAAAACCUUGGGUCCUCAAUUUUUUCUUUGCGCAUUUUUUCAAAACGAACAACAACUCUGAUUUAAAACGACAGACUUGGAAGACCAACUUCCGAGAUUUGUCUUCAUAUUGUCACAUCCCCCUGGCAAGGCGAACAACACACGCCGGUUGGCGCCGUCAAAAAGACGUGGCGCGUGGCCUCUGAGCUGCCCCCAGGGCCCUUUGUUCUUCCAAAAUGACGUUGACGGGGCAGGACUACUUGUCGCUGUUUGGUUCGUUUAGUUGUCGCUGCUGCCCCCUUGGAAACUUUUCCUUCACCCAAAUUUCUAUCUUCCUUUCGCUCACUACGGUAUUCUGCCAUCUGAAGAUGAUGCUCUGGACGCAUAACAGGUACAUCUUCCCAUUUUAUUCGUUUCUUAUUAGGAAGCUCUCAAUUCAUUAUUAUACGGUAUUCCAAAAGCCUGUAAAAAGUCAAAAAAAAAAGUUUGGAAUUUUCUAUAAAUUUGUUCAAAAUAUAUUUGACGGACUGAAAAUCGGUCCCACAUAAUCUCUUCUAGUUUUGGAGAUAUAACCUUCCAAAGAUUUUAUCCUUAACCAUGUGACGCCGUUUGGAAGGAAUGUCUUCGCGCCACCAACCAUUGCAUGACAGCUAGGGGAGUGGCGCAGUGGGUAGCGCGAUAGCUUGCAAAGCCUAUUCCGAAGGUUCCUAUCGCCGCUACCGUUCUUUUUGCCGUUUUUUUUUUUUUUUUUUGACGGAUUCUGAUGAAAAGAUCGAAAUUUCAUGAUUAGAACCGUUCUAAAAAUUGGUUCCCAGUUCAUCAAAGAUUUUUCGAGCAAACUAUAGAAAAUUCCAAACUUUACGCCUUCCUUGUUAGUUGGCGGUCAACAACGUUGAGUCACCAUCAAUAGACCUGGAAGUCCUCCACACCAAGCAGCUCGAGAAGCGCACUUUUCUCAGCUCGGACAAGGGCUCAGGCUCUCGAAAACCAUCGCCCACGUUACCGUCAGCCGGUGACGCGGCUGUUUUUGUUAAAGGAGGAUUUUUGGGCGCGAAACGAGGUGCUAGGCGGUGGCUCCUGAACUUCGAGGACUCGCGCUACACGGCGGCAGUUUGUUUGUUGACGUGUGUCCGAUACGGACCGACUUGCACUGUUGCAAGUCUCAGCAGAAGCGUCUUGCGACGACGUCUUCGCCUUUUUUGUCCGCCCGAAUAGUCUUACUUCUCAGCGGCAACCAAAACAUAUUGAAUUGUGACCUUUUUUGCUGCCUUUUUGGGCCAUUUCAUUGGCUCUUAUGCACCAUUUUUGCUGCCUCUCCCUUUUUCCACCAUUUCUUGAGCUUUUAAAACCCCAGAAAAAAUUGAAGGCUCAAUAGAGGGACUCUCUUUGCUGCCUUUUUGAUGCCUUUCUGCGGUCUUUCCGCGACCUUUUUGCUGCCUUUCUGCGGCCUUUUUAGCCUCUCUCUCUUCAUCCACCAUUCCGAUUUUGCCCGAGUUCUUGAUAAUCUCAUUUUUUUUUCUUUUUAGUCAGAAUAUUUUCUGCGAGUUCUCCGCUAGUUGAGAUGUUGUAGGGCAGAAAAAGACCAAAAAAUCGGCUAAAGUAUUUUUGGCCGAAAAAAAAGUGUUCUCGAGGAGCCGACAGAGGUUCGAACUGCAACCCUCGAAGAAACGGUGUUGGAAUAAAAGUUGUAAAUACUGAGGGCCUAUUUCGAGGUCGACGUGUGUCGAACACUCGAAGCCUCCUCCGGAAGUCUCCCUCGGCACUGUUUGCCCAGGCUUUGCCGCGCUUGACUCCGCCUGACGCUUAUUAUUUUUUUUGUUGUGAACAUCCUUUUAUCACGGCUAACCUUUUUCUGAUCCAUCCUAUCGUUUUAAUCAUUUUUGAAAAUGAAUUUUAAACUUAUAUGACUAUAUUUCUUUAAAAGUUCUAGACAAGAUCUCAAUUGCCAAUAUGUUCCUUACAAGGGAGGUAAUUUCGUGGUUGGGAAUUUCCUGAAAACUGGCCAGAACGGUCCUUGAUGUACCAAAUGCACAACCUCCUCGUUUUCGAGAAAAGACGUCUCAAAGUCAAGGAAAACCCUCAAAAUCCACAAAAAUGGGGUUUUAGGUCCUUAUUUCUCGUAAAGUAGGAAGUUGUGCAGGCUGAGACUUUCAGGAUCUUUUUUUAUAACUACAAGGAGUAUUUUAGUCAAUUUUCAGGAAAUUCCCAACUAGUAAAAUGACCUCCCAUGUUAGUUAUCCAAACCAUAUUCAAGUGUUGAUUUUUCUGUUGGUUAGUCCAUCUAACUCGAUUUUUUUCUCGAGCCAACUUGAAAGAAAAGUUCCUGGAAGUGUUUUCUUCGCUCUACACGCCUUCAAUGCUCAAUUUUUCCUCUCUUUCUUGAAUUUUCAUCCCUCACUCAACCUAAAUUACUCUUCCGAGUCAACAAAAUUUCAAGAAAUGAAACAUGGAAUAAAAAAAGAUGGUCGAAAAGGCUGAAUUAGAAGUAAAGGCUAUGGUAUUUUUCAUCUUUCCAUCAAUUCCAUCUGAUUAAAAAAAUCAAUAAUAUGGAUUGAUGAUUUAAUUUUCACCAUGAGAAAACCUUUUUUGAACAAGUUUUCUGACGUUUACAUUUUAAGCCUUUGCGUAAUCAUUUUUGAUGCUUGUAAAAGUGGAAAAGUUUACCUAUUUUUUUCGUCCCUACCUAGUAAAAACAUGAAAACUUUUUUUUCUCUCUCUUAUUUAUCAGAAUAACGAUGAGAUGACGUCACGGGCGAUGAGCAAACAGACAAAAUCGUGGUGAAAUUUGAAUCCGAGCCCCAAAACGGCUCGCAUUCGUGUGCCAAUUGGCGGAUUUCAUUUCGACUAUGCCUCUGGGGCGGCGUCUGCGCAUUUCUUCAACUGUGGCGAGAGUUUCCGAAUGUUUCUCGGAACAACAGGAAAUUGUGUGGCCUGAGAAGGAGCACGCGUCCUUAAAAGCUUGCCCCGACCACGUGGAUUUCUCACUUACGUCCAAUUGGACCACAGAUCUUCCUGUUAUUCUUCCUGGCAGGCUUGUGCGUCAGGCCGGCCGGUCGGGCCCUGGCCCGGUCUUUGGGCACACAAAUUUAAUAAAAGCCUGCGGGGCUCGGGCCAGGGGCUUCGAAAGAAUUCUUAAGUUUUAUUUUGAAACAAUUUCACGGAAAAUUAUUUUUACUUGUUGAAUCAUAGUUUCUAAUAACUCUAUGAGAAAAAAUGAGCAAAAAAACCACUUUUCUUGUUAAAAAAGUGAAAAAUUCGACUUGAAGAGAAUUUGAGUUUUUUGGGCCGGGCCGGCAAUUUUUGCUUAUGGGCUCCCUAGGACCGGGCCGGGAGGCCGAGAGGUUAACGGGCCGGCCCUCGCACAAGCCUGCUUCCUGGGAAUCGAUGGCUCAUAAAUUAUGCCUAGUUUGGCGAUUCCAAGAGCCGGAAUAUAAAUCAAUCCAAAGCUUCAUAGACAUACAGUACCGUCAGAGAAGAUACGAAAAAACGCGACUUUCUUGCAAGGAAUUCGAUCUUCCUAGAAGUUUCUGAAGCUGCGUUUUUUUUUUCUGUGAGCUGAAACUACAUCAGAGUGUUAAAAAUAACGGCCAUGAGGACUCCAGAAAGUUUCAGGAAGAUUGAACUGCUUGCAAGAGAGUUCUGACCGAAACCCCGAUUUUUGAGGAACCUGUAAAAAACUCUAAUUUCCUCCAAAGUUCAAAAACCCGCAGUGGAUUUUUUUUUUCACAAAAUCUAGUCUUUUUCAUAGAAUCUUCAUCUAGUAAGUCGAUAAAACUGAAAAUAUGUUAGCUCAAGUAAAAAUGAACUUCCUUAGAGGAGAUCAACUACUUUUCUCCUCAUUUUUCCUUUUGAUUAAAUGAUUUUUUCGAAUCCCUAAAAUUGUUUCAUAAAUCGACGUGUUAAAAGGGGCAGUAAAAAGUUUGAUAAAAAAAAUGCCGUUUUUAGAGCACUUUCCUGUCGAAGGGUGAACUUGGAAACGUACAGAACUUCCUAGUUUUGAAGAAAUUCAAAGUCGGAGAGUGAAAAUUUCCCGCCAAAAGGGCGUUUUGCAGUAAAGUUGCUCUAAGGACAACAAGCUUCGCCAUUUUUCGGAUUUUCGCUUUUUUCUUCGUUUGUUUCAAAUUUCAAUUUUUUCUGUUCUCACGGCUUUUUAAUGAACUUUUUCAAGGUCAAUUUUUAAAUCCUGAAGGUUUAAAAUAGUUCGCCAACUACACUUGAGAAAAGAUCGGAUUUCCUCGGUCAAAGGUUCAGCUAUUUUCAUCCUUUUGACGGACAAGAAGCACUUGGUCGUCGGUCGACUUUUUUUUUUUGUGAUCACAAUGCCGCCAAACAAAUUAACUCACAACAGAGUGUUUGGUCGAAAGCCUCGAAACACUGUAGAAAGACGGCCGAACACUGCUUCGGGGGGUCGGUGCAACUGAACACACAAACCGUCUUUCCAGCAUGUGGCAUUUUGAGUGGCUUUCUAUGAGUUUGUGCCAACGGCUCGCCAUUUUCCCGUCUCUUCUUGAGCUCCUAUUGAGCCCAGUCGUCUUAUUUCAUGACGCUCCUUUUAUUUUUUUCAAAACAUUGAGUUUUAUUUUCUUCCUGCUUCCGGCUUUUUUUGCUUCUCAUGCCUUCUUUCUUCAGAUUUUUCCGCAUUCCGCAGAUCGUCACAACCACUUCUUUUGGGGGGGUUUUUAAUAGCUUCCAAAAGUAAAGUAGGGCUUUGAUGAGUUUUCAAGCAUCUUCAAAAUACACUUUUUUCAAGUUUUUCGGGGAGAGCUGUGAGAAAGAAAAUGCAAAAAUGAUCUUGAGAAUGGACUAUAACAAAAAUGAAUAUGUACCCCACAAUGAACUCUGAAAAAAGGGCCCUUUUCGUUGAUUUUCGGUGCAUGUUGGACCUGGAUGGCGUGCACCCCUGGGGCAACCGGACGGAAAUUUGAGCUACUGUAACAGCCUCCCCUUCAAGUACCACCUCUACGCGGUGAUGGGGAGGCAACGCCAUUUAUGGCGGCUAACGGUACACCGGUCACGCAAUUCGGCUUGCUUCUGCUAACAGAAUGGGCGGUCUUUUUUAGCCCUGGCAAGGCAAAAAGGAUAAUAAGACCACAAUUAAGCUAUAACACGUUCAACACCACGGAUGGAACUUUUUCGCAAGAAUACCAGUCAACCAGGACGACAACACUGGAUGACCGAUUGCAUAAGAUCUCCUGGAAAACGUGUGGUCCACGCUUCGAUCAAUAAAAGGCACUAAAAGGCAAUAAAAGGUCGAAAGCGAAGAUGGACCAUCUAAGUAUCUAAGUAUCUAAGUAAGUAAGUAACAGCCUAGGAGGAUACUGUAGAAAAUGGAGAUAUUGGAAAAAGAAUCUCUUCAAAGUCGUGUACGGAAUGAGCAUCUGGUUACACUGCGCGGUGCACCGAGGGUCUACUCGGGGUGCACCACAACUUGGGGUGCGCCGCAACUUUUCUGUAGAAUGUAAUGUAUUUUUAGUAAAUGUUUUAUAGCGGCCCAUUUUCCAUAGCAAAGUUUUCAACUACUCAAUAAGCUUCAAUACAAGUUUCCUGAGAGGAACACGGAUGAAAAUUACCCGGAAGCCUUGGGAAACCCCAUCGCAGAUAUAUUUCCCUGAGGAGCUCUCAGCUGACGACGGAGGGCGGUCAGCAUGGCAAGUUGCCAGUGUAAGCAAGUCAGCUGCCAGUUGAAAUUAACAGUUAUUUGCUGGACAUCCAUCUCCUAGCCUUUAAUGACCCCCGACGUCGUUAACGAACUGAUGCAAAAUUCGUUUUAAUGUAGAUUUUUAUGGAACGUAGUACUAAUUUUCAGUAACAACUGCUGGUUUCAGAGAGUUCGUAUUGAUUUUUUCUGGACUUUUUUGUGUCGUAACAAGGAAUGUCAUUUUACUCUGUGGUUGGGAAUUUCCUUAAAUUCGGUCAGAACACUCCUCGACGUCCAAAAAAAGAUUCUGAGCAUCUACAAACUCUUAGUUUUUGUGAGAAAAAAUCUUAAAAAUUCGUCAAAAAGGCCAUUUUUGAGGUUUUGAGUUCUUAUUUCUUGAAAACUAGGAAGCUUUGCAGGGUAGGGCCUUAAUUUGAUAUUUUAAAAAUAUGGUGGAAAAAAAGGAUCCAUAUAAAGGUACCUUUUUUGUCCGUUUCAUCGCCCCUUAUCCACCCUUUUUCCAUCAUUUCUUGAGCCUAAAAUGCCAAAAAAAAAGCUCCUUUUGCUGCCUUUUUUGAGUCUCUAUCGAGUUUCAUUACUGUUCAGAACCUUUUCACUCAAUUCCGUAACGGUACUUUUUUCAUAUACGCUGCAUUUGAUUGGCCACAGAAAGAGGAAGCAUCUGAAGAACGAGUGCUCGAAGGGUACACGUGCGCCGGAAACGCACGAACGGCACACUGGAGUGGCCAGUGUAAAGAGAUCAAUCGGCGGCUGAAGCAGUGGACAUCGGGCUGUUUCCAGGCUGCGUCUUGACCGCUUCAGGCCGAUUUCUGGCCGCUUUCACGUGUUCUCUCUGUUUUUAAGACUUUUUAUUGCAUCUUCAAUAUAAGAAUACAUGUGCAAUCGACUUUCAUUGAUUUUACUGUGUUUAAACGGUGGAAGGAGCUGUGGCUUAGGCAGAGAAGUUGUGAAUUUCGCUCGUAGAACGUCAGGUACAAGAGAGGUCGUAGGAAUAAGUACUGUGCCGGCUUUCCAAAGGCCGAUGGCAGAGAUUGAGCUUUUUCGCUGCAUGCAGCUCCCAAUUUUAUCUACCCCGGAGGGAUGAAAGGCUUGGUCGACCUCGGGGGGACUCGAACCUACGACCUUGCGGACGUUAAAAAUGAGUUAUGCCAAGUGAGCUAUGCCGCCCCGUUCCAGAGUGAUCUCUCUAUCAUCUUCGAAUUAGAAGAGUUCCUUUUUUUUUAUUUAUUUCACGACUCCUAGUGUUUUUUGAAACUCCAGAAAGUGCUGAAAAUCGGGAUAGCUUCUAAAAAAAGGUCACUUUUCCCAAAAAUCUCUUUUCUUUCUUCUUUUUUGAAACACUUAAAAAGUGUGAAAGAUGAGUCACAACAGCUGGCCGGUGUUUUUGAAGGCUCAGUGUAGUAGAAAUUAACACCAGCAAGGGCUUUUCCACGUUCUUUCGGGCUUUUCGGCGAGUUGAAUCAAUUAUACCAACUUAGAGAUUCCAGAGUGGUCCCUAUAGAGGUUAGGGAAACAACCCCUAUAGGGGCCGUGAAAGUGGUCCAUAUAGGGGUCAUUCAAAUUCAUUUAAUAAACUCUUAUUUAUUGAGUUUUUCACAUGGAAAUGCUUCUUCGCUUAGAGUUCAUCAUGUCCCCUAAAGGGACCACUAAGUAAAACCUCUAUAGGGACCACUUUUGCAAACUAUAGUGCAAGCACUUAGAAAUUAAAAGUGGUCCCUAUGGGGUUUAGGGUCUGAUCCCUUAGCCUGUAAAGCUCAAGUGGAUCCUAUAGGGGUCUUUCGAUUUCAUUCAAAAAACGCUUUUUUUCAGUUUUCCCAUGAAAAUGCUUCUUCGCCCGGAGUUCAUAACAAUUACCGACAUGUUCCUUAUAGGGUCCACUUGUGCACGCUUUAGUGGCCCCUAUAGGAGUUGGGAAAGUGGUCCCUAGAGGGCACUCUUCAAGGACCAAAUGGUUGCCCCUCUGGAACUUUUGAACUGGUGAACGUUUUCCUGACUAUCUCUUCACACAUCUUCUGGACAUCAGAGAAGUAAAAACAAAGAAGAAUGAGAUUAGAUCCGUUCCGCUAGUUAGGAUCGUUGGACCUUCAUGCUCUCUUCUUCUCGUUACUUCUUCUUUUUUUUUACUUUGUUUUCUCUUUUUCUUCCCAUUUUUUUCUUACUUCUAUCUUCCGGGUGGGCAUAGAUAGAGGGAUAGAGCAUCGAGGGAUUGAAUUAAUUCAGUCUUUUGCUCUUGGAGCAUCUCUAAUGAUUCUCGGGGGUUAUUGAAAAAUGUCAUUUGUCGUUCGAGCGUAUUUCUUCUGCAACUCGUCUCGUUCUUACAACACAAGGAGAUGGCUGUCAUGUCGAAAGACAUGGGAGAAGGACCUCCCAGGAUUUGGCUAUUUUUUUUAAAUUUUGAACCUUUUUUUUGGAAAUUGAGGAGCCCGAAAAUUCCUUUGUUGUUUUCGUCUGCUAAAUUUGUAUUGAAAAGAGAAAUCCGACAUAGCAAAAAGUUUUUCUGCAAUUUCAUCUCUUUUCCUUGAUUGAUGUUCUCUUUAUUUGAGCUACUUCUAUUUUUUUCUUUAAAAAAACUCAACUUUUUUUGAAUUUCAGGAAAUACUCUAGGCUUUUUUUCCCGAUACCAAAAAGUCGUCAUGAGUUGGGUUUAGUUGACAUUUGUAAGAAAUUUAUUUUUUUCGUCUGAAAUUUCAAAAGAAGAAAAAAAGUUUCUUUUCCUUUUUUUAUUUUUUUGUUUUUUUCCUCCUACAUUCUCUUUUUUUGCGCAUUGCUCACGUGUGUUGGCUGAAUUUUCCGUCCGAGCGGACAUGGGAAAUUGGAUAAUUUUCGGAAACUUUAAAAAUUUUUCGUUGAUCAUUUCAAAAAAGUUCAAACUUCAGCUCCAUCUUGACCCAAACCAUGUUGCGAAUACUUAAGUGCCCACUAAAAAUCUUAACCUGUUUUAUGAUUUAACUUUUCUUUGAGUUCUUGAUAAAUUUGCUGUAUCCAAAAUUGAAAUCACUCGGACGCGAAACGGACGUUUCAGUGCAACUCUAGGGAUCACUUAAAAGUGCUGACACUACUAAAGUGGUCACUAGAAAUUCCCAAACACAUCCGUUUCGCGUUUCCCGAGUAAUAGAGAAAAAAUACUUUAAAAAAAAGAUCGAUCAGAAUUUGACUUCAAUUUGACAGAACCGUGCUGAGAAGUCCAGGAAUUCUUGAAAAUGCUCUGAACUUUAUUUUCGAGCUUCCUUUCUGAGUCGAAUUUUACUAAUAUCGACUUAUUCAUGUGAAAUUUUUCAGUAGCAAGUAUCUGAGCGCGGAAAUGAAGCAGCCGUUGCGGUCGCAGUCCUUCAAACACCGCGCCAAGCCGGCCGUCGAGGUCAGUCAAGAAGGCGUCCCUCCAUCGAGAUGUUUUUGAGGUACGAAGAAUGGCCAAAGAUGACGUGAACACGGAUGAACGCCGUCGGAGCACCCCCACGGUCAGCCGUCGUCCCAGCAUUCAGAGGUCCGGCCAAACUCCUCUAUUCCAAUCUUUUCAUGCAUAUUUGUCUGUUUAUUCAAUGAAGCUCCCGUGCGGCUGUGCUGACCACAUGUCAGAAGAGAGAAAAAAGUCCAAAUUUUAAGGCUCACGCUUCUCUUUUUUCUAUGUUCUUUGUCCUUCUAUUUUGUUUUGAUUAAACAUACCCUUUGUAGAAGAGUGAUGGAACCUAGAACCGACGUUUGGCCUGAGCCCAAGUCCGCCAGCGGCCUCGAAGAACGCUUUUUGAAGCUACCCGACAGUGAAGACUACACCAGGUGACUAAUAAUCUUCUCACCGAAUCGAAUUUUAUGAUUAUUACAGAGUGAGACAGUUCAAAAUUGACGAAAAAGGCGCUGUCGUCUCACGUGGAGAUAGUUUUCGACGCAAGCGCAAUGGCAAAAGUGAGUUGGCAAAAAUAUUCAGCUUUCUUGAGAAUAUUUUCCCUGCUAAUAUCAAUUUUUGAAGAUAUGAUAAUUUUCAAAUUUUCACAGUAUUCAAUACUUUUUAAGAGCUUUUUGAAAAUGUGUGUGGCGGAGUAAAUAGGACGUUCUCAUGGAGAAAUUGAUGAUGCCGGAGUUAAAGGAACGUUGAAAAUUAUAAUAGAAUUAUUCCCACAAUCACAGAAAAAAUCGCGCAUUCUCAAAGUUGAAAGGUACUUUAAAAACGACAUAGGCAAAAUCGGAAAAGGCUCUUAGGGUGAGAAAGGUUCCUUUUUUCUGCCAUUUUUGUUGCCUCUUUCUACUAUUUCUUGAGCCGUCAGAAUCCCCGAAAAAAAAAAUGGAAGGCUCGAUAAAGGCACUCUUUUUGCUGCUUUUUUUGAGCCUCUUACUUUCAGCGGUCAUUAUCCACAAUUCCGACUUUGCCCGAGGAUGUGAUAAUUGAAAAGUUUUCUCAGGUGAGAACAAAUCGCCAUCGCCUUUCCCGGUGUCUGUGUCGACGGACUCUGCACGCGGAUCUCCGAGCGAGAGUGAAGAAAGCUCCGUCGACGAUGCCGCCAAAACGGUCCUAGGCAUGGAAGAAAAACUACCAACCACCAGUCAUAAGACCUACAAGGUAGCCCCCGACAUCUAUUCUUUUUGUCUUGAACACUUUCAAUAUCUUUCGGCAUGCUCAAAGAAACAUUCCAGAUCUAUGUCGUUGGUGAGACUGGAACCGGAAAAAGCUCUCUGAUUUCUCAACUCAUCACUUCUGAGUACAAAAACGCUUUCGCCGACGAGAUUCGUUAGUUUCAUAGGAAAUGUCGUUAUAUUUUGAAGAAAUUACAGAAGACUACGAAAACACGGUGUCAAUCAGUAUCGGAGGCGUCGAAUGCGAUUUAGUAUUCUUUGAAAGCGACUUGGUUUGGAGCUGCGAAAGAGGAUUCAGUUUGAAGGUUGAAAUUCAGAACACGUCGUGUUGGUUGACGCCCGACAUUCACUCAUUCCUGGUCGUCUACAGUAUCGACUCACGGACGUCUUGGAAGCAAGCCAUCGGUGCCAUCGAGGUCGGUGAUCAUACGGGAAUCUUUUUGAAUCGAGGAUGGUUCAGAUGAUCAGAGAGUGUCGCGAAUGUCGCAACAUUCCGAUCCUUGUUGCUGGCAACAAGGUUGAUCUCGAGCGGAAAAGGACCGUCAACAAAAGCGGCGAGUUGCGAGAGACUCAAUUUGAUGAGGUUUCUGGUUUUCAGAAGUGCGGUCAGCGAAAGCGACACUCGGGUUUGAGCACUUUGAGAUCUCCGUCGCCCUCGACCACGAUGUCGAUGAUCUUUUGGUUGGUCUCGUCGCUGAGAUCCAAGAAGCCUUCUGCACAGAAGUCGUCCCGGAGAAGGUUGCCAAAUAUCAUUAAGCCGGAAAGUAAAUUGAAGAUUUUUCAGCCUUCGCCUAGGAAGGUCGACGACUUCCACAGCGCAAUUAGAAGAUAUUCUCAAAGAAAAAAGAAGGUGCAACCGUCAAAUAUUGAAGACGGUGGGUUCAGAGAAAUGGAGGAAAAUAAUUCAAUUUUUUUAGGCAAGUGCUCGGUUCUUUCUCCGGCAGCGAUUUUUUCCCGGUUUAAAAAUUGGCGCCGCGGAAGUUCGCCACGAAUAGAGACCAAUUGA